AUGAAGGUCCAAAACAAUCGGACGGUCCAAGAGAUCCUCUCCGAGACGUCCAUUAUCCGCGACAGCAUCACGGCAAACAACAUGGAGCUAACCGACUUCAAGCGUCAUUCGAGUAGCAUUUCUCAGCAGAUGCAGUCUCAGCUGACAGACCUGCGAGAAAAGCUUACAAGUGCCUUUGGGGAGAUCACGGCGUUAGUGAAGCAAAAAACACAGUCCGACUCAGAGAUGAUGCAGGACGUCAAUACCCUGCAGCAGAACCUCUCGCAGAAGACCUACGAGCUUGAAGCCCUCAAAAAGUCAUAUUCACAGGCGCACCAGCAUUUGCAGAGCUCCCUCAUCCAGAUGCAGAACCACUUGCAGGUCACGCAGAACGAGGUGAGCACGGCCAAGUCUUCUUGUGAGCGUGUGCAGCGGGAAAGUACGCAGCGCUUCUCGCAGCUGGAGUCCAACCUGAAGUCAAUGACGGAGGAGUACAGCCGCGGGACCGGGGAGGUUCGAAACCAGAUGCGGCAGCUGAAGGAUGAGAUCGCAAGGAUCCAGCAGUCCUUGACGUCAGUAACUUCAGAGUUCGAGGAUCACAAGCGUGUGUCCACGUCCACGCACAACAAACUUCAGGCUCAGGUAUGGUCAGUUGAGGAAGCUCGCAAGGCUCAGGAGGCGGCGUCGCCUUCUCACCAUUCACAGAAAUCGUACCAGCCAAUGGUAGCCAUGACGGCUUCACAGGGAUCGCUCUACCCGGGAACGGGGUCCGUGAAUGUUCCCCAGCCAGUGAGCAUGAUCCACGCAUCAUCUCCCAGAAGGUCGCCGUCCUUGCCUCAACCCGUUUCGCCCCACUCUCUGUCGGGGUCCAUUGUCCCGAACAUGUCAGGACUGCACCAUGUGUUCUUGAGGGGCUUUUGUUUGAAAUGCUUUCGUUCUGUUCGGGGCUGA
Symbiodinium natans is the source of this 930-nucleotide messenger RNA. The record is from the annotation of a GenBank genome assembly. Lineage: Eukaryota; Dinophyceae; Suessiales; Symbiodiniaceae.